Molecule: messenger RNA, 1002 nt
Organism: Dioszegia hungarica
Lineage: Eukaryota; Fungi; Basidiomycota; Tremellomycetes; Tremellales; Bulleribasidiaceae
Product: S-adenosyl-L-methionine-dependent methyltransferase
Exons: 3
Coding region: 1-1002 (333 amino acids)
Biological process (GO): protein methylation
Cellular component (GO): mitochondrion
Molecular function (GO): protein methyltransferase activity; nucleic acid binding
Source: RefSeq, a predicted model, not a curated record
AUGCCAGCCACAGGCACUGCGAUGAGCUCACCGCUCCGAAACAACCUGCUGGAGAAGCUGUCGGCGUAUCAGGCAGCCUCGUCAAGCUCAAAUGUCCCUCCUCGAACAUCAUCCACGGGCGAAGAAAGCGAUGCCGAGCUCGCUCUUAGGCUGAUUCUCGAGUCUGGGCGCUACUCAUCCGACGAGGCUGUAGAAGGCGCAGUCAACGAGUACAUCGGCGGCAAGCCCCUUGCGUACAUCACCAACCUACACCCCUUCGGAGACCUGACCCUCGUCGUCCGGCCCCCGGUCUAUAUCCCUCGCGUCGAAACAGAACAAUGGGUCCUCCUCCUCGCCUCCUCCAUCCUAUCUUCCCUUCCCGCAUCACAUCGACCUAUCCGCAUCCUGGACAUUUGCUCCGGAAGCGGCUGCAUCCCCCUCCUCCUCGCCUCGCAAGGCAAAGGGCGGAUCCACGUCAUUGGCGUAGACGUGGAUGAUCGUGCACUCGCAGUAGCGCGGGAGAACGCGGAGCGGAAUAAUCUGGCGGAUGUGGCGAGCUUUGACAAGCUGGAUUUGUUUGAGGAUGCGGAUGUGGAGGCGCUGAGGGAGAGGUUAGGGGGGUUCGAUAUGGUUGUGAGCAAUCCACCGUAUGUCAGCUCGGAGGAUCUGAAGACGGUAGAGGGGAAAUGGCAUGAGGGGAAGUUUGCGCUACAAGGAAAGCUGAAGGGCGCUUCGGCUACGAACGAUUCGACUACAGCAGACAAUGACGAUGGCUACUCCUUCUAUCGUCGCAUCCGAUCAGUAUACGCCGACUUCCUCCUCGCUGAUCGGCCAAAGGAGAUACCCAAGCUGGUACUCGAAGUAGGAUCAAAGCAGUCGGGGCCGGUGCAGGAUAUGUACAAAGGAGAGGGCAGGAUAGAGGUGUAUAAGGAAACGGAGAGGAGGAGAGAUAUUGGCGCACCAAAGCUGGAAGUGGGGGAUAUGGUGGGCACGGAGCGGAGCUUGUGGAUCUACCAGUCAUAG